GUCAAAAUAUUUUUCUCAACGCCAGAAAACCAAAAUCGAAAAGGACCUGAAAUGUUACAGAAAAAACGACAGAAUAAACACAAUACAUAAUCAUAAUGCAUGACCGUACACGUUUUGUAACUUUGAUAUAGGCCUACUGAAAGCGAGGUUUGAUGGCCGAGUUGGCUAUCAUCAGUGUCAAACGCGAAACUGACAGAUAGGGAAGUGAGUUGACAUCGUCAUAUUUCACAACAGCAAGCAGAUGGGGAUAGCCAGUUCGGCGCAAGCAAAAUGAAAAACACCAUCAAAAUUAAAUGAACACUGCAUCGCUAAAGGAUGCACAAUGUUUUCUCGCUUGACGUCGACCCAAGACCUUUAAAACAACCCAGCGAGUCUGACUUGACUUGCCAGAACGUUUUUGAGAAGUAACACAGCUAACCAUGGGGACUACACUCAGUGAGCCGUGCAUUUAUGACAAAUUGUCAGAAAGUAUUGAUAUCCUGCGCCAGUCGGGUUAUCGGUACGGCAUGUCGGAGAGUGAGAUUGAGAAGUUUAUAAAGCAGGUCCUGGAAACGAACGAACCCAGGAGAGACCCACCCCAGUUCCCCAUCCUAAGAGCCACUGUUAAGUUUGUGGUGGUGGUGGUCCUGGUUUUAGGGGUGGUGCUGGCCUUCUCUUACCCCCAGAGCCCCCCCCAGCUGGGGCUCAUCAACAUGGGGGGCCACAACUGGUCCUCCCCCCUCAGUCACGUUCGCCUGCUGGCUCUGCCCAUCGCCAAGAAGUACAACCUGCAAGGGUUCCAUGAGUGGUGGAGUGCGGGGGCCGUGAGGCAGGGCCUGGUGAACUGUUCGGGCUGUGCGGAAGUGUCCUCGGUGCUGGAGGUCCCAGACACCCUGAGGGAGUCUGGAGCGCUGCGCCGCGGGCCCCAGCCCGUCCUGCUCAAGGGAGGAGAGACUCUGCUGGUGCAGAGGCAGCAGUUGGAGGAGCUGUACUCAGCCCACUCCAGCUCCAUGUCCAUCCUGCUGGAGGAGGACAGUCUGCUGCCGCAGGACCAAGGGUUCCCCCAGGGCCCGGCCAACUUCACCCUGCUCUGGAGGUUCCAUUCUGGAGCCAGGGAGAAGGUGUUGAGGUGGCUCUUCCCCAAGGCAGAGCUCUGCCCCCUUCUGGACAGCGCUGGAACUACACUGCAGCGAUGCCUGGUCACUCACAGUGCUAAUUCUCAGAGCAGGGGAGUCAGAGUUCUUGGCUGGCUGGUGGUAGGAGAAGGCUUGCCCACUGUCAGAGUGCUCCCCGUGCAUCGCUGUCAGAAACACUGCAGCUCCUUCAACCUCUGGCUGGGCCCUGGAGACAUGGUGUAUGCCGACCCCCGCUACUGGCAGAUGGAGCUGUUCCCCGGGAGAGGCCAGAACAUCGUCUGUGACGGCUCCGCCUUCUGAGGGAGGAGGGGACGCCCUCGCCCCUGACAACCACAGAAGAAGAGAGGGAGAAGAGGGAGACAGAACCUGUCCUCAAAAUCCCUUCUUUCUUUCCAGAAGCCCACAACUCUCUCGGUGGCAUCUGAUACGAGCGACUUGCUCUGGAGACACAGGCUGAUUGGAGCUUCGACACGUCCAGGGCUCGUCCCGCCCCGCUGGAGGCCUGGAUGCAGAACCUGCGCACUCACUCGGAACACGAGCCAGCGCUCACGCUCGCUGGAUCAACGUUCUCCUAAUAAAGGCUGCUUGCAGAACGCCAUCAACCCCUCUAUACCGAGCUAGCCCUAACUAGUUAGUUAAAUCCUCCUUUUCUACACCAGUGUCUUCUCCAACGUUCUCCCCAGCCAGAUCCACGACACUCAUCACGACUUCCACUCCUAUGUCCACUGAAGCCAUUCACUAACUGUGUCAUCAUCCCAAACGAAGGCCACAGAUCCUGGAUGCUGAUGCUGAUUCGCAGAUCCAAAGUCACAGGUGUGGUUUCUCAGUGGUACUUGGAGGCGGUAACCUGGCAGGCCUCACCGGACGAGGGCUCCUAAGAGGAGAGCUGCUGGGAGGGGAAAGGCUUUCAGACAAGUCGUCCUGCCUGUCAGCAUGUUAGACCUUUUGUCAGUUCAAGGUGUCCUAUUGUGGUGGAAUCGAAUAGAAUUACAGGGGACAUUCCAGAAUGGAAUGUUUGCAUUUGUUCAUGUUUUUGUAUUUCUUCUCCUGAAACAGAUUUUUUUUUAAGUUUUCACAGUGAGGGAUGUGUGACAUGCAUGAUUGUGAUCAUUCUGGCAUUGGCAAAUCAUUUUUAUUAUUUGUAAAAUGUUCAGUUCACUAAGGUGUAAUUACUUACAAGCAGUGUAUGUAUUUAGCAGAGCUGGCUGCCAUCUGCAUUUGUAUGAGUUUUUAUUUUUUAUUUUUCAAAUACUUUUUUGGUGUUUUUCUGAUUCUUGUCCCUUCCACAGUGAAAGCACUUUAUCUUGCAUUGGUUAACUGAUUGAUUGCCCUUGUUGAAUAUGUUGCACGGUAUUUCAAGAUGUCACACCUUGUCACGUCCUUUGAAUGGGUCAGCCAUUUUCUUUCUCUUUCACAGACCACUUGUUAAUGCAUUCUUAACACUUAUCUUAAGUUACUAUUUUACACAUUUUCAGGUUAUAACAUGAACUACCAUACCGUCACCUUUACACAGACAUUAUUGCAGAACCUUUUAGCCAAAUAUCAUUAUAAUCCAAAUAUUGAGUGUUUAGGCUGGAUUUUUACAAGGGGCUUUUGUUUUUCAGUACUGCUUUUUAUUAUCUGUUGUGAGAGUCAAGUGGAUGGGAGUGCACCAGAUGUGAUUGUAACCCUGGACAGGUUCAGGAGCCAGGCUGGAUGUCAGCGAUGCAGAGGAGCCAGGCUGGAUGUCAGCGAUGCAGAGGAGCCAGGCUAGAUGUCAGCGAUGCAGAGGAGCCAGGCUGGAUGUCAGCGAUGCAGAGGAGCCAGGCUGGAUGUCAGCGAUGCAGAAGAGCCAGGCUGGAUGUCAGCGAUGCAGAGGAGCCAGGCUGGAUGUCAGCGAUGCAGAGGAGCCAGGCUGGAUGUCAGCGAUGCAGAGGAGCCAGGGUGGUGUAGCCCUGGUGGGGAUGCAUCUACGUUCCGCUGGCUAAGUGAACCCGGUUCUUCAGUAAGACCCUUUCAUGGAGGGCGUUCUUGGUGUUUCCUGAUCUCAGUGCUGGGAUUGGCCCCGUGUUCUCAAAAAGGACUGUGCCCCAACAAAAAGUCCUUCAUUACGGUGGGUUCCAGUGUCUUCUGUCUAACCGAUAGGCCUUUUGGAAUGUUGUUUUUUUAAUGUUAUUUUUGCUGCUCAGAUAUUAGUUUGGAUCAAGGCUGCUCUGUAUCAGUUGAUUACUGAAGGUUCCGACAGUACCUUGGAUCCAAACUUGCCUUUUCUUCGUAAGCCUUAAUGCGAUUACAUUGGUUUUUACCUGCUUUCAAUCUUUCUUUUUAUUCAAACGUGUCGUUUAUUUUAGCCUUGAGCAUCAUUCAAGUUAAACAAAGAACAGGGACAUGCAUAGAAAGUUAAAACAUGUUAUCUUUCAAACUAGGAUGUCAUAUGUUUCAGUCACGAAAAAAAACUUAAGAUAGGCCUACUAUAUUUUUUUUGUUGAUUUAGCCACUUUAGUUUACAAAUCUAGAUACUUAUUGUUACUAAUUAUUUUUUGUUAGUUUUUUAAUCCAGUAUCAAACGUGCAAUGAAGAUGUAUAAAAUGGGAUGUUGAUUUAACUGUAGUUUCGUCAGGCGCAGAAUGUUUGGAUAAUGUUUCUAAAUAAAACGUUCUACACCCA
Molecule: messenger RNA, 3761 nt
Organism: Hypomesus transpacificus
Lineage: Eukaryota; Metazoa; Chordata; Actinopteri; Osmeriformes; Osmeridae
Gene: c9h6orf89
Product: chromosome 9 C6orf89 homolog
Exons: 8
Coding region: 420-1415 (331 amino acids)
Cellular component (GO): nucleolus; Golgi membrane
Source: RefSeq, a predicted model, not a curated record